Phialemonium atrogriseum is the source of this 1449-nucleotide messenger RNA. RefSeq names its product putative bzip transcription factor protein. Gene Ontology annotation, biological process: regulation of DNA-templated transcription. The transcript has 3 exons. Bases 484 to 1449 code for a protein of 321 amino acids. Gene Ontology annotation, cellular component: RNA polymerase II transcription regulator complex. The record is from RefSeq and is a predicted model, not a curated record. Lineage: Eukaryota; Fungi; Ascomycota; Sordariomycetes; Cephalothecales; Cephalothecaceae. Gene Ontology annotation, molecular function: transcription cis-regulatory region binding; DNA-binding transcription activator activity, RNA polymerase II-specific.
GGGAUCUAAUAAUUCAAGUAGGUAGGUAUCUGGGCUGUUCCCGCAGGAAGGAGACCCCAUAGAAGGCUGGCAGCGCUGCUUCUGUAAAGGUCGCAUAUCGCGGGUGCCUAGGUAGGUUUUUUGCCAUGUAUUCCUAGGUUAAUUAGGUAGGUAGCUGUGAAUGUGCCCGCAUUCGCAAGGUGUGGUUAACCGCCUGCCCAUGCAGUUGCCUCCCGUCCAACACGCCGCACCGCUCCAAGCCAACGGCCCCUCUCGCUGCACUUGGACCCCCAUUGUACGCUUGUUAUUUCUUCACCGGACACCACCUUCAUCCGCCUCCAUCCGCCUCCAAAUCUUCCUAUCCCCAUCUUCCAAUUCCAGCCAGCCCACCACCACCUAGUCAAACCAUAUCCGAAAGAGGAAGAGCCGUGGAAGAAAGCAUCGUUGUCGACCUCGCCACCGAGUGCUAAGAGCUGGCCACGGGAGAAACACACGACUUGCGCCAUGGACUUCUCACAUGCUGCCUACUUUGGCGGAACCCAGCCAUACCAGUUCGUGGGCAUUCCUCCACUCACGCCUUCGCACUCCAACUCGGCUGCCUCGGAUGACUUCAACACCACCUCACCACCGGAGGGUUUCGACCAAUUCCCCAACGGUCUGCCCCAGGACCAAUUCCAGAGCUUCGAUAACUAUGCACAAUACAGCCAGAGCCACGCCUUUCCCGGUCCUCCGACCCCCCCAAACCAGCAUGCAGGCAUCCACAGCCAACCGCAGCCGCCCCAAGGCAUGAAUGGCGGCGCUGUCAAGGCUCACACCGGCGCCGAUGUCCUUUCCAUUUCCAAGGAAGAGACCCCGGAAGAGCUGGCUCAGAGCCGCAGGCAAGGGUCCAACUCGGAGGAAGACGACCUGACGCCCGCCCAAUCGAGGCGGAAAGCCCAGAACCGCGCUGCUCAGCGCGCCUUCCGGGAACGGAAGGAACGCCAUGUCAAGGACCUGGAGGCCAAGCUCGCCGACUUGGAGGCAGCACAGCAGCAUACAGCCACCGAAAAUGAGCGGCUGAAGCGUGAUCUCCAGAAGAUUAGCACCGAGAAUGAGAUCCUCCGGGCAACAUCAUCUAUGCAAGCUGCCGGGUCACCAGGUUCCAAUGGCGCCGCCCCCGUUACCACAGGCCCAAUGUCGUAUAACCCUACUGAUUUCUACUCCAACGUCCUGCAAAACCACGACAACAAGACGCCGAGCCACCGCGUCGUGAUGAGCGAUGAUGGCGAGAAGCUCCUUGCCGCUGGUGCUACCUGGGAUCUGAUCGUCAGCCACGAUAUGUUCAAGCGGGGCCUGGUUGACAUCGCAGAUGUCAGCGAACGUCUCAAGCAUCAGGCUAAGUGCGAUGGUCAGGGGCCCGUCUUCGAGGAACGUGCUAUCAUCGAGGCCAUCGAGCAGAGCGCUGCCAGCGGCAGCGACGCGUUAUUGUAA